This is a messenger RNA of Prunus armeniaca (apricot), 225 nucleotides long. The record is from the annotation of a GenBank genome assembly. Lineage: Eukaryota; Viridiplantae; Streptophyta; Magnoliopsida; Rosales; Rosaceae.
AUGGAGAAGUCAGUGCAAUUUGAGGACCCUUUAAAGGAUCUCAAACAACUGGAGAUGCUGUGCGGCUGUGGCAGUGAAAAGGUCAGCCUCAGAUUGCCUCUUAAGAAAUUGGGUGUAUACCUCAAGCAAGAUGAUGAGUUGCAAGGUCAAGAUGAGGAGGCCUUUUUGAAUGGAGAUUGGGAGGAAGGAGAAAUCUGGUGGGAGGAAGGCAAGAUUUAUUCAUGA